Molecule: messenger RNA, 806 nt
Organism: Owenia fusiformis
Lineage: Eukaryota; Metazoa; Annelida; Polychaeta; Sabellida; Oweniidae
Source: the annotation of a GenBank genome assembly
AUGUUACUGUCCGCAGAAAUGAUAGACCGCAAGGUCGCCAUAGGAAAUGUGACUGGGGUGUUAGACAACGCAGUUGCAUUUUCUCGCAAGAGAAUCUACAAAAUCAUAAAAUCCAACUCCAGCUUCGGAUUGUUCAACCACGGGAAUCAAGUUGAAGUCAUUCUACAAAGCAGCAUGCAGUCGACCAUUCUAUCGCUGAUUUUGGUAGCUACAUUCGCUGCACAUGGUGACGCUGUCAGGUGUUAUACUUGCUCAAGCCUUACAACAUCUGGAUGCGCUGAGACAUUUACUUUGACGUCAAAUGACACCGGAAGUAUCACAGACUGCGUCACUGGAACACAGUGUCAGCGUGUUGUGACAACAAUUGGGAUUGCAUCAGUCACACAUUCGUGCGCUCUUAUUGAUGGGAAUGUUGGUUGCAGCGAGGUAUUAGGAAUCACAACGUGUAAAUGCACCGGAGACCUUUGCAACGAUGGUAACAUCGCAAACGCCGGAGGAAGUGCAGCAGCCGCUAUUGUCCCGUCAUUCUUCACUAUCUUGCUCGCCAUUGCUGCCUUUUAUUGGUCAUAAACGCCAUCGUAUCCCGGACAUCGUAUCUCGAAUUUAGAACAUUUUAUUUUCAAUAGUCAAAUCAAUAGACAUUUGUAUAUUGUUAGCAUUUUUGUAAUGUCCAUAAUACUAUUAUAAUUCAUAACUACUAUGUUAAGUGAUUAAAGGGGCAACAAGGACUGUAGAGAGGAAAUUCGAUUUUUUUUAUUUUUUCUGAGCUAUCAGGUCAAUAUUUGACUUAACAUUUUCUUUGGCAU